GCCUCUUUCAUACCAGAAUUACAAAAAGACCUAGAAAAUAUUAAACCACCCCUUAAACAUGGACCUAGACAUACAACCCGCCUCGUCCACUACGGGCACACAACCAGACCCUCCACCCCCCCAACCGCUCCCACCAACAAACACAAUGCACGAACUCCCCAUCCAACCGCGGGGCCUCCUCUGGCAAACCGACUUCAUCACGCCCGCCCACGAAGCCACCCUUCUCCAAUUCUUCCGGCACGACCUGCAAUGGCCCACCCGCCCCGGCCGCAUCUCCUUACACUAUGGCUACACCUUCGACUACAAGACCUUCAACAUCGACCCGGCCAUCCCCUACCGCCCGUUCCCGGACUGGCUGGUCCCGUUGCUCCCGGCCCGCGAGCCCCGCGCCCCGGACCAGGUCUGCCUGCAGUAUUACCCGCCGGGGGCGGGGAUCCCGCCGCACGUGGACGCCCACGGGCCGUACGACCAGCUCUACGCGCUGUCGCUGGGCGCCCCCGUGCUGAUGGAGUUCCGGCGCGGGGACGAGCGGGUGGAGGUCGACUGCGAGCCGCGCAGUUUGAUGUGUAUGAGUGGCGAUGCCAGGCUGUUCUGGACGCAUGGGAUUAAGAAGCGGAAGACCGAUGUUGUAUCCCUGGACGGUGGGGAGACGCGGGUGAGGGCUAGGGGGGAGCGGUGGAGUAUUACGUAUCGGUGGUUGCGGGAGGGCGGGGAGUGCGAGUGUGGGGAUUUGCGGCUCUGUGAUACCGCGCAGCGGCGGGCCGGGGUCGAGAAGGAGAAGAGGUCGGUGGUUGCGUUGAGGGAGGCAGCGGAAGCUGCUGGUGGUGGUGAGGAUGAGGGGAAGGGGAAGGGAAGGGGGAAGGGGGAGGGGGAGGAUGGUGAUGAGAGUUGA
Messenger RNA from Aspergillus aculeatinus CBS 121060, 892 nucleotides. RefSeq lists its product as uncharacterized. Lineage: Eukaryota; Fungi; Ascomycota; Eurotiomycetes; Eurotiales; Aspergillaceae. Bases 59 to 892 code for a protein of 277 amino acids. The record is from RefSeq and is a predicted model, not a curated record. The transcript has a single exon. Gene Ontology annotation, molecular function: demethylase activity; oxidoreductase activity. Gene Ontology annotation, biological process: oxidative demethylation.